Messenger RNA from Colletotrichum abscissum, 4386 nucleotides. RefSeq names its product pfs domain-containing protein. Bases 1 to 4386 code for a protein of 1461 amino acids. Gene Ontology annotation, molecular function: protein binding; catalytic activity. Gene Ontology annotation, biological process: nucleoside metabolic process. NCBI's taxonomy places the organism in Eukaryota, Fungi, Ascomycota, Sordariomycetes, Glomerellales, Glomerellaceae. The transcript is spliced from 5 exons. The record is from RefSeq and is a predicted model, not a curated record.
AUGCCACUUCACAGACACAUCUGGACCAUCCACGACCAACCCGAGUUCACUGUAAAAGUCGAGGAGUCCCUCACUGCUGCGUGGGACCUGUGGGCCUAUACUAUCGGAUGGAUCGCUGCUCUGGACAAAGAACUCACAGCCGCGCUUGCUAUGCUCGACGAAAGACACCAGCAACCAGAGAACUUCGUUCAAAAUCAACGAGAUACGAACAGCUACUCAUGGGGCCGGAUCGGUGCUCACAAUGUCAUCAUCGCUUCAUUAGCCGAAGGAAGCUAUGGUCUUGUAUCUGCAGCAACGACCGCGAACAGCAUGAUUCUCUCGCUUCCGCAUAUUCGAUUCGGUCUCAUGGUCGGCAUUGGUGCCGGUAUUCCUAGGUUAGAAGACGGUAUUGACAUCCGCCUCGGCGACGUUGUGGUUAGUCGGCCCACCGAUGGGUCUUCGGGAGUCAUACAAUAUGACUUGGGGAAGUUGAAGGGAAACGGCGAAUUCCAGCGAGUUGGUUCGCUUGCUCCUCCACCGGCAGUCUUGCUCAAAGGGUUAGCAAAGUUGAAAGCUGAUCAGCGACUCAAUGGCAACCUAUUGCCCAGGAUCUUAGCUGAUGCGCUCAAACUGUUCCCACGGCUGGCCGAACCGCGCGGUAAAGACGCGGCAUUCAUUCAUCAAGGAGCUCAGAACGAUCGGCUAUUCGCAGCGUCAUCGAACCAUGUGCCAGCUGGAAAAGUGCAGAGCCCCGUACAUUCGAAGGCCCUAAUGGGCUUCGCUCAGCUUUCUUACCAUUAUCUUCACCUUUUAACAGUCUGGAUUUGUAGCAUGAUCGUGUUUCUUCUUCUUUCUCCACGGAGGUCUACAAACGACAGAACCGGUGCUGAAUUGGUCCAAAAUGGGCAGCUCGGAGGAGGAAGACCUCAAAGCAUUACCAAGACUGAAACUUGCGUAUACUGCAAUCCUGAAGAUGAACUCAAAAGAGACGAUCGACCCGAUGCCAAUCCUGAGAUUCACUAUGGCAUCAUUGCUUCCGGAAACUCGGUUGUCAAAGAUAGCAUUUCCCGAGACCAAAUCCUACAACAACUAGGGACAGGGUGUCUUUGUUUUGAGAUGGAGGCGGCCGGUCUGAUGAAUGACUUUCCCUGUCUCGUGAUCAGAGGAAUUUGUGACUACGCAGACAGCCACAAGAACGAUAGGUGGCAAAACUAUGCGGCGAUUGUUGCCGCUGCGUAUGCCAAAGAGCUACUGUUAGUAAUGGAGGGCAUGAAUGUGGAACAAACCAGAAAAAUUGGAGAGAUUAUGGGAAAAGUUUCUCAGAUCGAGGCAACCACAAAGGAGACACAUCGGAAAGUCGAGCAGUUGACCGCUGGCGAUCGUUCCGGCAAAAUUCAUUCAUGGCUUUCCGCACCAGACCCAUCGAUCGAUCACAACAAGGCGUCCAAUUUACAUCAAGAUGGCACGGGCCAGUGGUUUCUUGACACGAACGAGUAUCUGUACUGGAAGACAAAUCCUGGGUCAUCCCUAUGGCUGUAUGGCGGCCCAGGAUGUGGCAAGACGAUCCUAAGCUCGACGAUCGUCAGAGAUCUACAAAACAGCACGAGCAUCUGCCUUUAUUUCUAUUUCACCUUCACGAACACUGAGAAGCAGUUGCUAGACGGUGCAAUCCGAUCUCUCAUAGAACAACUUCAUUGCCAGAGCAAGGCUGCUCAAGAAUAUCUCGACUCGGUCUUCGAAUCCAGAGGAGCCAGUUCAGCACAGCCGGACAAUGACUCUCUAUGUUCAUGGUUUAAUGCUAUGCUUGAGGUAGCCGGUGAAGUCUGGAUUGUUCUUGAUGCGCUUGAUGAACGGGAUUUACUUGGCGAAUGCCAACAAGGCCAAGCGCUUAAAAAUAAAGGGCUGCUACAAUGGAUCAAAACUCUCCUGCAAUCUGAAGGGGCGAAGUAUCAUAUUUUGGUCACAAGUCGCCAAGAAGAAGACAUUCGUCGUGUAUUGAAAGAUAUCAUUCCCAAGGACAUGCAGAUUCCUCUGCGGAACAAGUCAGUCAAUAAAGACAUACGAGCAUUCAUCCGAUCGACACUCAGGACAUGGGGCGACCUGCCAGAAUGGCGAAACAACAAGUCUUCUCGGGAACAGGUCGAAAAAUACCUGAGCGAAAAAGCCGACGGAAUGUUUCGCUGGGUAUCAUGUCAACUUUUUGAACUUCGGCACUGCUUGAAUGACGAGGAGCUCCGAUCAUCCUUGAACUCGCUACCGACGACCUUAGAUGAGACUUAUGCGAGAAUAUUGGAUAGAAUUCCUGCUGUACAUCAACAAAAAGCAUGGAGAAUCUUACAAUUUUUGCUCCAUUCGGAAGAUCCCCUACGUCUGGAGGAAGCCGUCGACAUCAUCGCAGUAUCUCCUGAAGCAAAAAAACACAAUCCGAGAUUCAAUCCCGCAUCAAGGCCAGACAAAGACGAUUUUUCAAUCUACUGCCCUAGCCUGGUCGUGUCUGUCACUAGAACUGUAGGAUCCAAGGGGAAGACAGUGCAGACUCUUCAGCUCGCGCAUUUCUCGGUAAAAGAAUAUCUCCUCUCAGACCGCAUGGAGACAAAGUUCCCUCGUGCCUUUGAGGAACGCAUCGCUAAAUCAGUAAUGGCGAGAGUAUGCCUUGCAUACUUAUUGAGCAUGGAUUAUAGUCUUCUACCAGCGGAGUUUGGAUCUUCGUACCCAUUAGCGCCGUAUGCUGCGCAGUACUGGGCUCGAUAUGCUGCUCGAGCGGAUUCCGACACCAUUGCCCCUCUUGUACGAGAAUUCCUUGGUCGGAAGGAAUGUUACGAAAUUUGUUUUCAGCUUUGCGAAUUUGAUCUUGAUCAUAUUCAUGAAGUGAGAUACGAACGCUCAUAUCGACAGAAACAAAAAUGGAAUCCCGAUCUUUGCCUCGAAGACCACCUCUACGACCGCGAAUGCCAGCGCAUGAAAGAGGCUGGCAGACUACCAGACAUAAGUAUGAGUGUAGGGAUGCAAACGUAUUGCGAGCGGCUGUUUCAAGAAGAGAUUGGAGGUCCACUUCAUUUGUUCUACUUCUGUGUAUUCGAAGGUCUAGUGUUUGCUGUGGAGGAGAUCCUGAAGGCAAACCCAGAGCUCAUUAACGCCAAAAGUGGAAAUGAUCUCACAGCUCUUCAAGUCGCUGCCUUGAAUGGUCAUACAGAGGUUGUGGUAAUGCUCCUCGGCAGAGGAGCAAACCUGCAUGCAAAGGGUGGACAAAACGGCACCGCUCUUCAAGCCGCCUCACUCAGCGGUCACGAAGAUGUUGUGGAAAUCCUAAUUGAUAAGGGAGCCGAUCCGAAUGUGCAGGGUGGAUACCUUGCCACCCCUCUUCAAGCCGCUGCAUUGAAAGGCCAUCGAGGUAUUGUGGCAAUCCUCCUUGAAAGAGGAGCGGACUGCAAUGCGCAGGGAGGUGAAUAUGGGACCGCUCUUCAGGCCGCCUCAUACAAUGGCCAUGAUGGUCUCGCAAGAAUUCUCAUUGAAAAGGGAGCAGACUUGAACGCACAAGGCGGGAGGCUUGGUACAGCUCUUGUGGCCGCCUCAAGCCAGGGUCGCAAGGCCACUGUACGACUUCUCAUCAAAAAGGGAGCAGAUAUCAAUGCACAGACCAGUGGGUCAUAUAAAACCGCUCUCUGGGCUGCUGCUUCGAACUUCCAUGAAGAAAUCGUGGAAAUUAUGUUCAAUGAAGGAGAAGUCGCAAGUUUGUCUUCCACUGGUGCCGAAAUCCUGGCUAAACAUUGGGAAACCGUGAUCGAUGUGCUUUGUCGCAAAGGUGUCGAAGUUGGUGAAAGGCCGAUGGAAGUGUUGAAGAAAUCGGGGAGAAUCAUCCGCCAGAUCAGCCUCAUGCUAUUCGGCAAGAUAUCUGAUACGGACACAGUUGCAUAUUUCAGCAAUGUUCUUGUCCCAGUUUCUAGAGAAGGGCACCUCGCAAUUGCCCAGGCACUGAUUGAAAGAGGUGCGAAGAUUGAUGUCACUGACGCCCACGGAAUGAGUGCAUUGAGCCUCGCAGCUGCAAAUGGACAUGAACAUGUCGUCAAACUGCUCAUUCACCAUGAAGCGUUAAGUUUUAUCAAAGUCGACUACAGAUGCCACCCCUUCUAUACUGCAUCUUGCGGGAACCAUGUCAAGAUCAUCAAGUUGCUGCCUCUAGACGAUAUCGGUGCAGACACAGUCUACCAGAGCGUCUUGGCAACACUUAAGCACAACUGCUUUGAUGCGGCCGAGGAGCUUCUCAAGCAUUUCAACCCCCGUCAAGACCGGCGAGUCAAUAUACCACAGAAUAUUCUUCAAGAAGCUCUGCAAAGUGCAUGUUACCACGGACGACAUCGUCUGGAUCUGAAGCCCUCGACGGGCUGCGAAUCAGUUCGAGGGCGAUGA